UUCACUUCUUUUAGCAGCGCUAUUCACGAUUUCGACAUUAGCCGGAAGUUAUUUGAUGGACUAGUUUUCAAUUGUGUGUGAAAGUGUAUUGGCGUAUAUUAAAUACAUUGAGCAAAUCAGCGUAAAAUCCAAAAGUUUUCUCUCUCACUCCCUCUGUCAUUCAUUGAAUCGUCAAGCGCGCACACGCGAAACUAAAUCAUGCCGAUGAUCAACGUUGUUCUAUUUUCUUUUCAUGUCUCAUUUUGGUGCUGAUGUAUGGAGAAUUGAUGCAGAUAAGAUUCGACGAUGGUUUUUUUUAUGGAUGAAUCGUGGCAAGUGACAGACUAUUGACACGCAUACGUUAAAACAGUCUUAUCUUUCCGCUACCGUUUUCUCGUUUGCCAUUUACACGUAUCUCAAUCUAUUCUGCACUAUAAUUUGAUGACUGACAAUUUUAAAUCGAUUUCAUAGUUCUCUGAAUUCUAUGCGAUCAUUAUUAUCCAGUGCACACAGACAACACAUAUUCAAUGCUGGCUUAUGGGCCGCUUGUACACAUUCGUCUGUUUAUUCAUCAUUUAUCGUGUAUGUGCGUGAUUGGUGUCUCUUCUGCUCGCUCUCUGUCUCUUUUCACCAUUUUUGGCAAACCCAAACAAUAACAUGUCAUUAUCGUGGUUUUAUUUAAAUCGUUUUUUUUUUAUUCAAACCAUAACAAUUUCCAUCUAAAUCGUAGACAAUAUUUUUUGCUGCUGCCUUCCCAUCGGCACACGGUCGCGAUCAUAGUUUAGGUGAAAUUGUUUGCAUUUCAGUGAGUCAGUCGAAAGUGAUAGCUCCGCGGAAUCGGUAGGCAUUUCGAAGAAGAGCUCUCCACAGUGCCACUCAACCUCACGAACAAACAACAUAGUAUUAUUUAAGCUUAAGCAUUUCAAUUUUCAAUAUGCAUCUAAGAUCAGUGAACGGAAUUAUUUUCAUAUUGAUUUACAGCUGGAACAGUGUUAAUUGUGAAGACUAUGGUGGUUUUGUUGCCAAUUCCGAUGAGCAACAGCAGCAGCAAAUUUUUUUGGAAGGUGGUAACGAAAGGUCGUUAGAUGUUGAGCCGCGCUCAAAUUACGGAGGUGCAUGCCCUGGCGGUCGAAUGUGUGUACCAAUGUCCGAAUGUACAGCUAUGUAUUAUGAAGUGGCAAAAUCGUGUUACAACGGUGAUCGAUCGAUGUAUUGCGGUGGCACACAAUACGAACCGUACAUAUGCUGCCCGAAAAGCCCCAUAGAACAGAACAGUGUGUGCGGCAAAACACUAGUGUCGGGUCAAUUUUAUCGCGGAUUAGGUGCCUUUCCAUUCGUUGCUCGUAUUGGAUUUAAAAAUAUUAAACAGAACACAGUAGCUUAUCCAUGCACGGGUAGCGUCAUUUCCAAACGAGUGAUUCUGACGGCCGCACAUUGUGCCUUGGCUAAGGCCGAAGGAUAUAGAUUAACAUCUGUGCGAUUAGGUGAAUAUGAUACAAGCAGUGAUCCUGAUUGUUCGACAUCCGGUUUUUGCGCUCCAACGGUAAUAAAUCAUCUGAUAUCGCAUGUUGUGAUUCAUCCCGAUUACAAGCACGGCCACUACCAUCAUGACAUUGCAUUAGUUAUACUGAAAACACCAUUAAAUUAUACAGUGGCAACCCAACCGAUUUGUCUUCAUCCCGAUCGAGAUAAUUUGAUAGUCGGCAAACGUGCAACGAUUGUUGGCUGGGGAAAGAUGUCACAUGCACAGCGGCAACCAGUCAUGCAAUUCCUUGAAGUGCCUUUGACCGCCUGGGACCAAUGUGCAAAAAUUUACGGUUCAACGGGAGCGCUUGAAUCACCGAAAUCUGUUGAUGGACAGUGGAUGUGUGCCGGCGGCGAAGGUCGAGAUGUUUGCGCCGGUUUCGGAGGGGCGCCGCUCGUAAUAAAAGAGAACGGCGUACACUUACAGAUUGGUAUUAUGUCAUUCGGUUCAGAUAAUUGUGGUGGCCGGAAUAUUCCGAGUGUUUACACGUCGAUUGCCCACUUCAUACAGUGGAUACGGGAAAAUUCACCGGUCGAGUAUUACUGAUGUUGUGACAAAGUAGCAUGUAGUGCAGCUAUCGCUUAUGGAUACCAUAACAAUUUAAAUAUGUCUGUUACCAGUGUGGAUUCACAUUUUUUGCUGUCACGCAAUGUAAAUAUUCACUGCAAUUGAA
Molecule: messenger RNA, 2177 nt
Organism: Sitodiplosis mosellana (orange wheat blossom midge)
Lineage: Eukaryota; Metazoa; Arthropoda; Insecta; Diptera; Cecidomyiidae
Product: phenoloxidase-activating factor 1-like
Exons: 10
Coding region: 914-2050 (378 amino acids)
Biological process (GO): proteolysis
Molecular function (GO): serine-type endopeptidase activity
Source: RefSeq, a predicted model, not a curated record